Molecule: messenger RNA, 2067 nt
Organism: Microdochium trichocladiopsis
Lineage: Eukaryota; Fungi; Ascomycota; Sordariomycetes; Xylariales; Microdochiaceae
Exons: 2
Coding region: 259-2067 (602 amino acids)
Source: RefSeq, a predicted model, not a curated record
CUUGGCUGCAAUAACCACUUUCUCCCACGAGGAUCAUUCCUUUGACUUGCUCGACGUCCGCAAGGAUCUCGCCUUUACUUUUCCUGUGCUUCCUUUUGUUGCAUAACAGUGCUACAAUCACACUUCAGCAGCACCUUCGCGUUAGACCCGUCCACGACACAUGUCCAGGACAUUGGCUGACCGGCAAUCAGAUUUCCAUCACUCCCAACUCACGCCGUGAACCUCAGGUCCGCAACAAAACAACACGAGAUCGCCAUCAUGGACCAUGUCGAAGCCUUCUUCGCCACGCUGCCAAGCCCCAUCGACCACGAGGCUUUCUUGAAACGUCAGGGACAGCUGGAUUUGGACAGUCUCCUCAAGGCUCUCGGCGUCCUCUUCAAGGCGAGGACCAGCAGCGAUGCAGCGAAACGGUUCAUUAGAUCCAGCAGCGACUCUGACUUCCAGUUCCUCGUCAAGCGGCUCCCCUCGCAACUCCCGACAGGUGCCGUGCGCUUCGUCAUGAAGGAUGAUGUGUCGUGGUACUGGAGCGUCAUUGGGCACCUGGCCCUCACCAAGACUCCCGCCGAGAUCAGCAGCGACACUGCGACCGCGCGCCAGCUGCGCUAUUUCCGCUGGAUAGCCCAGGGCCGAAAGGACGUCGAAAGAGAGCAGGUCGUCUACGGAACAUCGACCAAGCCAGUGGAGCAGUACAACGGCCACCCGGCGUUGCCCAAGAGCUCCACGUCAAGCCUGGCCGAUCAUGACAUUCAACACCACGCAUGUGCUCACUGCCACAAGACCGAGGACACCAGCUCCGGCACACGCAAGCAGAAGCACGGCCACCAACUCAUGACCUGCACCGGCUGCGCACUCCCGUCUGGAAACGGCCACAGACUCGCAUGCACCUAUUACUGCGGCAAGCAGUGCCAGAAAGCAGACUGGCCGCGCCACAAGCCACACUGCAUUGCGAGACAGGGUGUCCUACGGGCAGCGACACUGCUGCGAGACCUGGUGUUCGCCCUCGAGGCGCACGCGGCCCUCCAGCCGCUCAGAAAGCUGUGGAUCGAGGACGGCAUCACCAACUUUGAGGAUCGGCCCUCGGACGAGGCGGGCUUUCUCGGGACGCUGAUGCUGCAGCGCCUCGAGUGCGAGGACCCUCCUUCCACGCUGGCCUACCACGCUGCCCUGGGGAUGUACAAGUGCAACCUCCUCAUGCUUCUGUAUCGGCACCUCUUCAUGCUGCUGUUCACUCCACUUUGCAAAGACAUCAGGCAAUUCGUAUUUGAGCCGCGCAACGCCGACAACCCCUUGUGCCACAUUGACGAGGCCCCCAGGUACCGCGGCGAGCGUUCGUACCUCAUGUUUGUGACACACGCAGUCCUGCAGGUCACUCUUGUCGCCACGAGCGAGGUCCUGGCCGUCGACAUCACGGCUGCCCAGUUUGGCUGGCAGGAGCUGGUGGCGCCGUGGGGGGCGUACAUGGCGCAGAGGAGCAUCCACGUGUCCAAUGUCGUGCCGUUCCAUGCCAACAUGGACCAGUACGACCGCAUGGCUGCCGCGAUGGUGAGGCCUGUCGACCGGCCUCGCGAGUAUGCUCGGCAGCUCAUGGCUGCGUGCCUGGUUGGCCUGGUCCACGCGGCGCUCGGCCGGCACAGCAAGCACGCCCAGCGCCACGGCUCGGCGCAGCAGGUUCUGAAGUCCCUCGAGCCGGAACAGUAUGCGGCGUGGGCGGCCGACCUGGUUGACUGGGCAUAUCGCAUGUGUGCGGCCAUGGCGGAAGGGUUCAACAGCGGCAGCGACAGCGUCAGAAGUCCUGCGAGGCCUGCAUACCGUUGGUAUUUCAGUAGUACCUUCGAUAAUUGCCUGACCCAGACCGACGAGCAGGUUCGCGCUCUUAAGGGUGUCUGGAUGAGCGAGGCCGAAGUUGCCCAGGCCAAAGGUGAUCCCGCCAAGAUACAGAGGAAGUGGUUGUCACGCUGCGCGACACCAAAGCGCCAGGCGUUGUUCAAGAAGCACGGGGUCGACUUGCUUCUCCAGCCCGGGCCGGUCAUCAAUGGCACGCAUCGUACACCGGCUCCGCGUACUUGA